Molecule: messenger RNA, 1197 nt
Organism: Eimeria mitis
Lineage: Eukaryota; Apicomplexa; Conoidasida; Eucoccidiorida; Eimeriidae
Exons: 1
Coding region: 1-1197 (398 amino acids)
Source: RefSeq, a predicted model, not a curated record
AUGGGAUUUCUACAGCCAACACACAACGUGUGGUCAAGCGAUUCAGCCGGAGAUGAGGGAAAGCUCAACGAGAAGUCCCUUGCAUGGCAUCGGACUACCUCCCGCCUGCAUUUAGUCAUACCGACGGGAGGCCUCAACCCAGAUGUCAGAGAUGAGCUCUUCCGCACAAGUUGCAGGACCUGCACAGCGGCGCGAGCCCAGAAGGCACAAGCACUGCUCGCAGCAUUUGCUGCAGCAUCUGCUGUCCUACUAUUUGUCUACAUAUGCAGUUUAUCUAUUCGAAGGGGAAAAGCCGCGUUGCCAUUUGGGCGCACACUGGCGGCCAGCGAUGAUGAUGAAGACAGUGGCGAGUCAGGAUCAUGCGUCAGAGACAUAGACAAAGCUCAAGGUCACGCUCCUCACUCGUAUCCUUUCCCAAGUCCAUAUGUGCCUCUUUCUGUCGAAAGUGGGCAUACUGAUACGUCGCCAGCGCUGGGGAGAACGUCAACGGUUCCCAGAAAGCGCAUUUCGUCUGCAGCCACACAACGGGUAAACGAAGCUGGAGAGUGGGCUAGCGUUAAGGGGAAUGAGAAAGAGAAUGUCAUUCUGGAGAGGGAGGCGAAGCUGCCCAGGUUGGAAGUGCCGGUUCAGGAUAUUCCGCCGGGACAUCCACCAAUACCACUAGACCCGGCUCUCGAUAUACUUAUUGACUCUAUGUUGAGUGAAAUUGAAGACCCAUUGUCCGAAGACAUUUGGCUCCUUGAUGAUGAUGAAACUCGCCUGACGUCUUCAGCAGUGCAAAUCGACCGUGCAGAGCCUGUAGAGUGGCAUGGGAACAGGCAGAGCCCUUCCCCGUGUGCUCAAGCAGACCAAAUCACUCCAGGCGUAUCUGGAGCCCUGUCCGUUCUAGAUGGAAGUGAAGCUAGCGAUUCAACCCCGCUGGGAUUUUUCGAAUCCGUGUUGUCAGAAUCCAGCCAUAGUGGUCAGCAUGUUUUACAUGAAUGGCUAUUGAGUGAGGCAGCACAAGAUUUGGGGGAAGCGCUGAGCCUGAUGGCAUCCAGCGGGAUGCACUCUGCAUUGCCAGCUAGCAGCGGAGAACCGGAGGGGGCGGCAACAGGCCACGGGUCGUUACGCACUGGCACAACAGAGAGCGUCAUGGAUCCAAGAGUUGACGGCUAUGCAACGCCACAAAGUGAUUCUUCCAGCGAGGUACUCUAA